Molecule: messenger RNA, 1435 nt
Organism: Coregonus sp. 'balchen'
Lineage: Eukaryota; Metazoa; Chordata; Actinopteri; Salmoniformes; Salmonidae
Source: the annotation of a GenBank genome assembly
AUGUCACGGUCAUUGACGACCCUGGACUUUGAGUCAAAGGGGAUAGUCAUUUUGAGACACAAAAAUUACUCAGACACAAAUGGAGCCAUUCUUGAACUUCCUUAUUUCAAUCAUCUUCAAUUUUUAAUUUUUUCAUUCCCUAAUGCACAUAAUUUAUCGAAAGGAGCAUUCCGAAGCUUUGAAAACAUUUCAUCUCUCGAUUUGCCCGACAUUGGUGAGCUACAGACACAGCUUCUGCAGUCUGGAAUCAGCAGAAUAUAUAUGAUUUCCUUCGAAUCCAUUUGUGAAAUUUUCAAUGACACAAAUAUUGUUACUUAAUCCUAAAUUCAAGAACAACUACAUAACAUCUGAGAAAAGUUUAUUUGGCCUGCACAGCUUGGAAACCCUACUGCUGUAUGAUAACCCACUUAUACAUAUUGAAGCAUCUGCAUUCAUCCACCUUAUUUUGCUGAAGGAAGUAAAUUUGGACUUUCGCCCUCCAACCAGUGAGUUAGAGACAAGUGUGAAUCUGACACACUUAUUUGGUGUCUUCCCUCAAGGUCUGACUCACAUGAACAUUAGCUCCUGGUGUCCUCUUACCAUCAUCAUUGUCAGCGACAGAGCCCCAAAACCAGGCUUCGCUUUAAAACUCAGCUCUCCAUCGACUGUGAUCUUCCAGGACUGCUGGAGGUCAUUAUUUCGGUCAGUUGUCUUCCUCAAUGUCAUGAUAGGACGACUCCUGUGUUGUUCUGACUUCUUUGAAUGGUACUCCACCUCCCUGCAGGAGAUUGAGUUCCGGCUGGUUUCCUCAACAGAGUUUGGACAUGUUGCACCCCAUACGGACAUGACUGACCUGAACACACUAGUGCAGAGAGAUCUGAAGCUAAUGAACGUGGACCUCAUCGUGCAGCCAGCACUGGGCAGCAUGUUUCCACAACCUGACUAGGCUGGAGAGCUUGAGUCUGAUCUACUGUAGAAUCCUUCCUCUGGGGGAGGAGUUGAGUAGAGACCUGCACUUCCUCAGGCUCCUAUAUGUGGAUGUGACAGAGGAGUUUAGUGUGAUGGAGAAAUUUUCAGAACCUCAGACCAGCCUGAGGUAUGUGAAGUUCUACUAUCCUCGCCUGCACUGCAGCUGUGAGAACGCCUGGCUGGAGAACUGGGCCAGGGGACAGAGACAAAUCCAGGUCAUCAUAUGGCAUGCUGUGGAGCUGGCGAUAACGUGCAAAAAUUAAGAUGGCAUCCAGAGCUUCCCCAAGAGGCCAACUGUUCCCUGGACAUGGGCUUUUUCCUCUUCAUAUGCACCUCCCUGAGCCUGCUCCUCUUCAUAAUUUUGGUCCUGCUCAAUCAGCUGGCUGGAGACAACCUGCUGGCCCUCUGUCACAUUGCCCGAGGCUGGAUGGAGGAGGCUGUGCGGAGGCCCAACCCCAGGGAGCGAUACCGCUAUGAUGCCUUUUAA